Linum trigynum is the source of this 987-nucleotide messenger RNA. The record is from the annotation of a GenBank genome assembly. NCBI's taxonomy places the organism in Eukaryota, Viridiplantae, Streptophyta, Magnoliopsida, Malpighiales, Linaceae.
AUGGACGGAGAGUACAAUCAACACCAGAGGAAUCCUCAGCAGGCUCCCCCUGGGAAUCAGGUCCUGGGGAACAACCCCAUACCCCAGGAUCAUGAGGUUCAUCAUCCACCGCCGCCGGGUCCCACCUUGGAGUACUACUACACUCCACGGAUUGCUGACAUCCGCCCGGUCAUCCUCUACCCGCCUAUUCCAGCAAACAACUUCGAGAUCAAGCCAUGCUGGAUUCAGCUCAUUACAUCCUCUAUCCAGUUCCAUGGCUUGAAGGAUGAGGAGGCCAGGGUACAUCUUUCCCGUUUUCUGCAGCUGACGAACGGGUUCAAGCUGAAUGGUGUCCCUGAUGAUGCAAUCCGCCUUCACCUUUUCCCUCAUUCUCUGGCAGGGAAUGCUAAGAGGUGGUUGGAGACCAAGCCCCCAUUGUCCAUCACCUCUUGGGACGAUCUGGCUGACAAGUUCGUGCAUAGGUACUAUCCGGCAUCGAAGACUACAGAGAUCCAGCGGGAGAUCACUCACUUCCGCCAAGAGCCAGAUGAGUCGCUUCGUGAUGCUUGGGAGCGGUACAUGGGAUAUUUCUGGCAGUGUCCCCAUCAUGGCUUUAGUGAUGCAUUCACAAUGGGGAACUUCUACAGUGCUCUCUCUCCAGACAGCCAGAGGGUGAUGGAGUCUCUAUGCCCAGGAGGGGAUAUUCUUACUAAAACUCCACCCGAGCUGAACCAGAUGAUCAAUACCUUGGCUGCCAGAGAUCAUUCUUGGGGGCAGAGCAGCAGAGGCAGACAUUCCCGGGACCGUGGUGUGCACGCCAUGGAGACCAGAUCCGGGCUCGAGCAACAGGUAGCUGAGUUGGUGCAGAAAUUGAAGCAGCCCAAUAGUCUUAUUCCGGGCAGAGGUUUGGCUACACCUCCAGUAGCUCAAUGUCAGUGGUGUGAGAGCUCAAAUCACCUAGUGGAGGACUGCCAGGCUAUGAGGGAGUCUACUACUCCCCAAGAGUAG